ACUCUUAAUGGAGAAACAAGAUGAUUAUUUGGCUUGAUUGGGGAAGUUUUUUAAUGGAGUAACAAGAAGCUGGUGAAAAUGGAUGGAUGGAAGGUGACUACAGGGCUUAGUUCACACUGAACGACAAGCACAUGGACAUGGGUGAACAACCUUUUUUUUUUUUUGUGUGAGUCAAUGUCGUGGGAUGGUGACACGCAUUGAAGUGCAUGUGCAGGGAAGCUGGCUAGCGCAUUUGUCUUCACUCAAUUUUGUCCCUCCCUGAGGUUUCUUUUUCCAGUUUCUUCCCUACCAGACAAUACAUGACUAAACGCCUCCGCUUAGAUUAUUCCUUAUCCAGCUCAUCGAUAUGCCAUUUAACGCAUCAAAUUUAGGUGUUGCUUUCUUUUAAUCUGCCUACCGCAUAGACUUCCUUUUUCUUGCUUUGUGGUUAGUAUAUUUUCUCUUCUAUAUGUGAGGUCUUGCACUCUUGCUCUUCUUGUCUGGACCAGCAAAACCUGCUAUUCCUAGUCUGAUUCUCUCCCCCUCAUCUCUUUGUCUCUGUUCCAGUCCCUACAUAUGUUGCUGUCCAAAAGACAACCUUCUUCUGCAAUUCAAUGGAUAGAGAAAGCAAAAUACCAUAAAAGCAGAGAACCCUACUUCAAGUUCCUGGUUAAUCCCCACAUUAGAUACGCUGCCUUUCUUUUCGUGUUUCUUUCCUUAUGGUUUUUGUUACACGUCUUUUGUUUCCCACCGACAAAAACCCGCCCUCUUCCCGAAACACAGUACGCCACCACCACUGUUGCCGCCGUCUCCACCGCUACUUAUGAAGUUCAUCAAAAUCCCAAAACAGCUGCAAAAUCAUCGUCUCCAAAAUGCAACGGAAGGGUUUCAGUUUAUGUGUACAAUUUGCCUCCGGAGUUUAACAUGGGCCUCCUCGACGAUUGCAGCCACUUGAAUGUUUACACCAACAUGUGUCCCCACGUGGCUAACCACGGCCUAGGGCAGCCACUGGACAACAUGGACCUUGCGUCGAGCGACUCCAAUCCCUGGUUUGCCACCCAUCAGUUCAUAGCGGAGAUGAUUUUCCACGCACGUGUAGAGAACCACCCGUGUCGCACGUGGGAUCCUGCGAAAGCCAAUCUCUUCUACGUGCCUUUCUACGGUGGUCUGCAUGUGUCCAGCAAAUUUCGCGAGCAGAAUCACACAAUUCGCGACGCGUUAGCCUUCAAACUGAUCGACUAUCUUCAAGAUCAACCCACGUGGCACAAACAUAACGGCAAGGAUCACUUCAUUGCUUUAGGGAGAACCUCAUGGGAUUUCAUGAGAACCGACAGUGGGCCCGAUUUUGGGGCGAACUGUCUUCUCAAUCUGCCAUCUGUAAACAACAUGUCGGUGCUGACCGUAGAGAGGAAUCCCUGGAAAGGCUCAAACCAACACGGCAUCCCCUACCCUUCCUACUUCCACCCGUCCACGUUAGACCAAAUGUUAACGUGGCAGCGCAUGAUGCGGCAAUCAAACCGUCCCUACUUGUUUUCCUUCAUUGGUGCCCCACGUAAGGCCGUUGACAAAGCAGCCAUCAGGGACGAAAUGAUAAAGCAAUGUAUGGAAUCCACUCGAUGCAAGCUGCUGAGAUGCGACCGUGGAAACCCACAGUGCUACAACCCUAGUGAGAUAAUGAGAGUGAUGCAAGAAUCUCAAUUCUGCUUACAAGCUCCGGGGGAUUCUUUCACUCGGAGGUCAACGUUUGACUCCAUACUUUCCGGUUGCAUACCGGUGUUUUUCUCGCGGCAUACGGCGUACACGCAAUACGCUUGGUUUUUGCCUGAGGAGGCGUCCAAGUACUCGGUUUAUAUGGAUGAACAAGGAGAUGAAAGCAAAAGAAUAGAAGAGAAGCUGUUGAAGAUAUCAAAAGAAGAUGUGGAGAGGAUGCGAGCUAAGGUGAUUGACAUGAUUCCAAGGCUCACUUAUGCGCAUCCUAAUGCGAGUAGGAGCGAUCUUGGGUUUGAAGAUGUCGUCGACGUUGCACUCGAAGCCCUGGCACAGCAUGUUAGGAACAAAAUACAAGAUAAUCUCGCCACUGCUGAGUCUAGGUAGUUAUAGCUAGAAUAGGUUCAAACUUGAAACUUUGCAAAUGUCUGCCAGUAAUAAUAAUUACGAGAAAACAAUUAUAACAAUAUAUAAAUUGAAGAAAAAAAAAAAAGAGGAUGUAUAGAGUUGUAGUGAAUUAAUUUCAGUUGUACGUGCCAUAGAGGAGUGAAUAUAUGCAUGCCACAAGCUCUAUUUUUGUUCUUGAAAUAAAUGGGGCACGAAAAAGGUCAAAUGGGGACCGUCUCUUUAA
Messenger RNA from Durio zibethinus, 2317 nucleotides. The record is from RefSeq and is a predicted model, not a curated record. Lineage: Eukaryota; Viridiplantae; Streptophyta; Magnoliopsida; Malvales; Malvaceae.